AACAUUAAACAUGAAGUGUGUGUGUGUGUGUGUGUGUGUUUAUGUUAGUGAAAGUGACAGUGGAAAUAAAAUAUGUGCGGUUUGUUAAAUUCGAUAUAAUAUUUUGUUUCCAAUAACGUGGCAAACUACUUAAAACGAAAAUCGGUUCCUAACCCCGGACCAAUUUUCUGGCAACCAACAUUUAAAUGUUUCUUGUCAGUAUGGUUUCUUUUCAUAUCUGGUAAAAAAAAAAAAAAAAAAAACAGAUUUGAAAAUACUACUAACUUUAUUUGUAUGAUAACAUUUAAAAAAAUGUGUAUUCAAAAUACCAACCCUAAAAUAUUUGCAGUGCAUUUUCACCUUUUAUGUUCAUCUCAGUUGUCUUUCAAUGUACGUCAUCGCUGUGUUGUAUUGGUCUGACGUCACUCCUUUCGUAACAGUCAGCUGGAAAGAGUUUGCGCAAGUUUCACUUUAUUGCCCGGUUGAGAUUGAGCCGCUCCUGCUUUCCUCGGUUUCACCGUACUUUUGGUUUUAAUUAAACAGAGAUGAUGGAUUUAAACUCGGAAUCCGUGAAGAAAGUUCUCUCUAAGUAUAAAUUUCGUGAUGUUGCUGUCGAAGAGCUACAGAAAGUGUCUCGCCUUCAUCCUGAUAUGAAAUUAAUAUCUGGAACAUACACGUCUAGUGACAGUUUACAGAAGGAUCUGCUCAAACUGGUUGGAAACAUCCCAGUUAGAUAUCAAGGGCGCUCCUAUAACCUGCCCAUCCUGCUGUGGCUCUUGGAUUCGUUUCCUUUCACGCCUCCCGUCUGCUUCCUGAGACCCACGUCCAGCAUGGUGAUACGGGAGGGUAAACACGUGGACUCGAAGGGCAGAAUACACCUGCCGGGCCUGCACACCUGGGACCAUCCGAAGUCAUCUGUGAACGGGCUUCUGGCAGAGAUGAUAGCUAAGUUUGAGGAGGAAGCUCCACUGAGCACCAAAUCUGCAGCACAGGGCGACGAUCCCAACAAUCUGCUGACCUAUGUGUCAAAUCUCAGCCUUCACGAAGGUGGAAAUCGGCUUGAUCAGGAGGUUAAGGUCUCUGUGAUUGGUGGAGGAGAUUUAGGAAUCGCUGCUGUGUUGAGUAUUAUGGCAAAAGGCUGUGUUGACAAACUGGUUUUGAUUGACAUGCCUGAGACUUCAACCAAAGGUGGCACAAUGGAUUUGGAGAUUUUCAGUUUGCCGAAGGUCGAGGUCUCAAAAGACCUGUCCGCCUCGGCGGGCUCUAAGGUGGUGGUGAUCACAGCCAAUGCCUGGAGCGAUGAGCAGUCAUAUCUGAGUGUAGUUCAGACUAAUGUGGACAUGUGCUGUGUUAUCAUAUAUAGUAUUUUUAAGAUCAGUUUUAUUUAAAUGCUGCUCAUCGCCUCUCAACCAGUGGACAUUAUGACACAUGUUGCCUGGAGACAGAGUCAUCUUCUGCCCCCUCAGGUGAUCGGUGUGGGCUGUAAUCUGGACUCGGAGAGACUGUCUCACAUCAUCAACAUUUCACUGGUGGCGAAUAGCACAGGCAAGCAGGCCUGGGUCAUCGGAGAACUGUCCGAGAACAAGGUGGCAUUGUGGGGUAAUAUGGGGCCAGGAACUGACCAGCUACAAGCGUUAACUCCAGUGUCCAACUCCACCAAACCAUUAAUGGACAGGGCGUUAGAGAUGCUCAAAGGCAGAGGUCAGAGGUCAUGGUCAGUCGGGUUGUCCAUUGCUGACAUUAUUCACAGCAUUGUAACGGACAAAAAGAAGAUACACUCUGUCACAACACUGGCUGAGGGUUGGGGUGGAAUCGGUUCCAAAGUGUUCCUCAGCUUGCCUUGCAUCCUCGGGGUAAACGGCUCUACCCGAUUACCAGGAGUGGCUCUGGGUUCAGAGGAUGAAAUGAAGCUGAGGGAGAGUGUGGCGUGUCAGGUCAACCUCUUCAUGCAGCUGAGAUUGUAACUCAGGUACUGGAUGAAACAGCAUCGCUUCUACAAACGGUGCAUUUUCUCUGCAAGCUCUGUUACAAUCGCAGCUUUAAGACGCUGUCAAUUUCUCACGGAAUGUAAAGAUGCACUUUAGUCCUUCCUGCAGUACUUGCUUAUCUUAUAUUCUCACAGCAGCCACUGGGAAGUGACAGUCCUCCAUCUGACAGCAAUAGCACUGAAGAUUUUAUCUAGGCUUCAUGUGAAGCAUUAUGCAUAUUAUUAUUGCACUUUUUUACAAUACAAACUAUGUAUAUGCAAUCCUGUUUGUCAUAUGACUUUUAAGUGGUUACCUGUGAGUAUAAUGCAACAAUGGUGCCUUUAUGAAAGUGAAAUUAUGGUAGAAAGGUAAAACGAAUGGCUUCAAGUGCUUGUUAAAUGCUGUUACCAAUCAGGCAGAUCUGUGAUGAAGGUUUGCUUGUUUUAAAUCAAUUAAAGGGCAUGGGUUCCUAAUGUGCUUUUAUGCAAGUGAAUGUAUAUUUAUAAAGAAAUAUUUGACCCUGGCGUUAUAUUUUAUCACGUUGUGCUUGUGCCAUAUUCCUUUGAAUGUGACAUUAGAAUUGACAACAGCAAUAAUGUAAAUAUUAAAAUAAACACUCCACUUUA
Molecule: messenger RNA, 2572 nt
Organism: Cyprinus carpio (common carp)
Lineage: Eukaryota; Metazoa; Chordata; Actinopteri; Cypriniformes; Cyprinidae
Product: ubiquitin-conjugating enzyme E2 variant 3-like
Biological process (GO): protein modification process; carboxylic acid metabolic process; protein transport
Molecular function (GO): oxidoreductase activity, acting on the CH-OH group of donors, NAD or NADP as acceptor
Source: RefSeq, a predicted model, not a curated record